AUGUCUCUCAAAUCGUCAUUUUCAUCUAAGCUAGAAGCGAUCAACGAGACACAGGAGUCCAUCACCUCUUUGUCAAAGUUCAUGCUUGCCAAUGUUCUGGCAUCGGAGGAAUUGGUAGACAUCUGGAAGUCACAACUCACACGUACCUCAUCGGAUAGUAAAAAAUUACUUUUGAUAUACCUUUGCAACGAUGUAGUGCAACAAGCCAAGCGUCUGAAUAGGGUGCAAUAUAUUCAGAGCUUCAGCAAGAUUCUACCGAACGUGGUCAGCCCUGUGUAUGCCCAAGUAGAUCCAAAAAUCAAAGCCAAGAUCGAUCGAGUUGUUUCAGUUUGGGAACAGCGACAAGUGUUUUCUACAUACUACCUUGAUGAUUUGAGAAAGGCAUUCAAAUCUGCAAAGCCACUAGCAGCACCAGUAUCGACAUCCAGUACCACGGCGGCUUCGACUUCGACUUCGACCUCGAGCAAUCAGCCAAUAGUGAACCUCGAGUUGAAAGUCAUCAAUGACCUUCUCCAACAUGUGGAGCAACUUACAAAUAUCAGUCAAGGAAACCUUACGCAAUUGGGAAUACAGUCCAAGACAUAUCUCAACUUGAAUGCAGACAAUUUGCCCAAGACGCAAAUUCAUCUUAAUAAGCUCAACGUUUUGGAGAAGCUUAGCAAGGUUUCAAUCAAGAAUAUCGAGGAAAUUAAGCAGACCAGAGAGAGUAUUAUUUCGAAUAUAGAGUCGUUGGCAUCCGUCAUAACGGAAGGUAUUAGGGCAGAUGAGACAAAAAUUGCGGUAAUCAAGGACAAGAUGGAGAAGAUCAAGGAAGUGCGAGCGAAACUAAAAAGCGAGGCUGGCGAGCAGGAGGAAAAAUUCAAAGGCGGAGAUGGAGCUGCAAAUGAUAAAGGAAGUGGCAGGGAUGCAAAUGCCGAUGACAACAACAACAACAACAACAAUAAUAAUUCUAAUAGUGAAGAUGAGGAUGAGUUGCCCAAAUACGAAGACGAGGAAGACUCUGAAAAUGAGCCAGAAUUAAAGAAACGGAAGACGUCGCCUAGUCCAUCUGGAGGAUCAACUCCUAGAAAAGUUGCAUUUGCUGAAGAUAUUGAGGUGAAUGAGUUUGAACAGCAAGACAGUGAGGAAGAAGAGGAAGAAGAGGAAGAAGAAGAGGAGAAGGAGGAGGAAGAAGAACAAGAAGAAGAAAAGACGCUGGAAGAUAUAGACAACUAUAAUGAAAAUGGCAACGAUAACAAUACCAGUACCUCACUGUCGACCGAGGAGACUAGCUCGGAAGUCAUGGAUUUGCUUCUGCAUCUCACAUAA
Lodderomyces elongisporus is the source of this 1308-nucleotide messenger RNA. RefSeq lists its product as uncharacterized. Gene Ontology annotation, biological process: mRNA 3'-end processing. The transcript has a single exon. Gene Ontology annotation, molecular function: RNA polymerase II C-terminal domain binding. The coding region runs from base 1 to 1308 and encodes 435 amino acids. The record is from RefSeq and is a predicted model, not a curated record. Lineage: Eukaryota; Fungi; Ascomycota; Pichiomycetes; Serinales; Debaryomycetaceae.